Molecule: messenger RNA, 525 nt
Organism: Elephantulus edwardii (Cape elephant shrew)
Lineage: Eukaryota; Metazoa; Chordata; Mammalia; Macroscelidea; Macroscelididae
Gene: ADISSP
Product: chromosome unknown open reading frame, human C20orf27
Exons: 5
Coding region: 1-525 (174 amino acids)
Source: RefSeq, a predicted model, not a curated record
AUGGCUGCAGCCAACAAGGGCAACAAGCCCAGAGUCCGGAGUAUCCGCUUCUCAGCAGGCCACGAUGCAGAAGGCUCCCAUAGCCACGUCCACUUUGAUGAGAAGCUGCACGAUUCGGUGGUCAUGGUCACGCAGGAGAGUGACAGCAGCUUCCUUGUCAAGGUUGGCUUCCUGAAGAUCCUGCACAAGUAUGAGAUUACCUUCACGCUGCCGGCGGUGCGAAGGCUGAGCAAAGAUGUCCGGGAGGCACCUGUCCACAGUCUGCACCUCAAACUCCUCAGCGUCUUGCCCGUCCCAGAAGGUUAUAACAUCAAGUGUGAGUAUUCGGCGCACAAGGAGGGUGUUCUCAAGGAGGAGAUGCUGCUCGCCUGCGAGGGGGGUGCCGGUGCCUGCGUGCGUGUGACGGUGCAGGCACGCGUCAUGGACCGGCACCACGGCACACCCAUGCUGCUGGACGGGGUCAAGUGUGUGGGUGCUGAGCUGGAGUAUGACUCGGAGCACAGCGACUGGCAUGGCUUCGACUGA